GGGGUGAAGGGGGGGUUUACAUGCAACCGAGGCAAAGUUGUUUAUGAUUGAAUCUCAGAGGCACUCUUAUCAUUUGGUAGAUCCAAGUCCAUGGCCUAUUUCGGGUUCACUCGGAGCUUUGGCAACCACCGUAGGAGGUGUGAUGUACAUGCACUCAUUUCAAGGGGGUGCAACACUUCUCAGUUUGGGCCUAAUAUUUAUCCUAUAUACCAUGUUCGUAUGGUGGCGCGAUGUUCUACGUGAAUCCACGUUGGAAGGACAUCAUACCAAAGUCGUACAAUUAGGACUUCGAUAUGGGUUUAUUCUGUUUAUCGUUUCGGAGGUUAUGUUCUUUUUUGCUUUUUUUUGGGCUUUUUUUCAUUCUUCUUUGGCACCUACGGUAGAGAUCGGAGGUAUUUGGCCCCCAAAAGGGAUUGCGGUUUUAGAUCCUUGGGAAAUCCCUUUUCUUAAUACUCUUAUUCUCCUUUCAUCCGGAGCUGCCGUAACUUGGGCUCAUCAUGCUAUACUCGCGGGGAAGGAAAAACGAGCAGUUUACGCUUUAGUAGCUACCGUUUUACUGGCUCUAGUAUUCACCGCCUUUCAAGGAAUGGAAUAUUAUCAAGCGCCCUUCACAAUUUCGGAUAGUAUUUAUGGUUCUACCUUUUUCUUAGCAACUGGCUUUCAUGGUUUUCAUGUGAUUAUAGGUACUCUUUUCUUGAUCAUAUGUGGUAUUCGCCAAUAUCUUGGUCAUCUGACCAAGGAGCAUCACGUUGGCUUUGAAGCAGCUGCAUGGUACUGGCAUUUUGUAGACGUGGUUUGGUUAUUCCUAUUUGUCUCUAUCUAUUGGUGGGGAGGUAUAUGAAGGAACGAAUCAGUGGAUUGAAGAAUUCAAGCUCGAAGACAAAGAGAAGCGGGCUUUUCCAAAGAAUUACUGCAGCUUUCCCACUCCCUUUUAUUAUCAUAUACAAAAAAGUAUCUUCCACUUUCCUACUAAAUCUCUCUUUAUUCUGGCACAUAAAUGAAGGGAUCGAAGAGAUUAUGGCAGAUCAUGUUCACCAAGAAAUGACCUGAAAUUGGAUCUUGGUCUAUUUGAGAUUGUUCCUUUUAAUCGUAAUCAAAGAUGUUUUCUUGUCUCUCGUUUCUUUUCUGAACAAAUCGAAGAACCUAAUGGAUCGAACUCAUCCUUGGCUGCUACGAAAGAAAUAGGCCUUGCGUUGCGGAAGGAACGUUCUGCUCUGAGUGGAAGGCAAGAGCUCCUUCCCUCCCUUCCUUAUCGACAUUAGCUGUAUCCCAUAUCUCCCCAUAUCGUAUUUAACUAGACCCCAUCCCUCGCUUUGACUGUUCACCAUAUGUGUAUCGUACCGACCCCAUAAUCAUACGUACAAUAAUUUAUUCCUUCUCCCCAUAUCACUCAUUCACAUGCCAUCUCAUUGUUCACCCGGAAAAUCUUCUUGUUUAAGACAGAUCGCUUCCCUCAGUCAGCGGGGGGCCUAGUCGAUGUAGGCCCCCAAACGGCGGGCAGACCAGUCGAAGGAGUAGUUCACUUACCUGUUUGUACAUAUACUAUACUCAUACCCAUA
Erigeron canadensis is the source of this 1559-nucleotide messenger RNA. RefSeq names its product cytochrome c oxidase subunit 3. Bases 44 to 841 code for a protein of 265 amino acids. Gene Ontology annotation, cellular component: membrane; mitochondrion. The transcript has a single exon. The record is from RefSeq and is a predicted model, not a curated record. Lineage: Eukaryota; Viridiplantae; Streptophyta; Magnoliopsida; Asterales; Asteraceae. Gene Ontology annotation, molecular function: cytochrome-c oxidase activity. Gene Ontology annotation, biological process: mitochondrial electron transport, cytochrome c to oxygen.